Molecule: messenger RNA, 2376 nt
Organism: Lagopus leucura (white-tailed ptarmigan)
Lineage: Eukaryota; Metazoa; Chordata; Aves; Galliformes; Phasianidae
Product: antigen peptide transporter 2-like
Biological process (GO): transmembrane transport; antigen processing and presentation of endogenous peptide antigen via MHC class I
Cellular component (GO): endoplasmic reticulum membrane; TAP complex
Molecular function (GO): ATP hydrolysis activity; ABC-type oligopeptide transporter activity; ATP binding
Source: RefSeq, a predicted model, not a curated record
GUAACGGCGGAGCGGGGAGGGGAUGGAGAGCGGCGGCGGUGCUGAGGGGAGCUGAGAACCCGCGUCAGGAGCACCCCGGGGAGCCCACCUGGUCCUGCUGUGCAUCAGAGGCUCUGGGGGUCCCCACCCCGCAGCCAUGGUGAUGCAGCCCCACGUUCUGUGCCUGUCAUGCACGCUGCUCCUGGCCGACCUGGCCCUCAUGCUGGCCCUGGCCCACUUCUUCCCAGCACUGGCUCAAUUGGGCCGGGUGGGCUCCUGGCUGGAAGCUGGGCUGCGCCUUCUGGUGCUGGGGGGGGCCGGGCGGCUGCUGGCCCCCAGUGGACCUCACGGGGCUGCGGUGCUGCUGAGUCUGGGCCCGGCCAUCUUCCUGACCCUACGGGGCUACGUGGGGCUGCCUGGAGCCGCCCCGGUGCUGCUGGCCACAGCCACGCCGUCCUGGCUGGUGCUGACCCACGGGACAGCCGUGGUGGCAUUGCUCACCUGGAGCCUCCUGGUCCCCAGUGUAGCUGUGGGGGCGAAGGAGGCAGAGGCCUGGGUGCCCCUGAGGCGGCUGCUGGCCCUCGCCUGGCCCGAGUGGCCCUUCCUCAGCUGCGCCUUCCUCUUCCUCGCCUUGGCUGCGCUGGGUGAGACCUCAGUGCCUUACUGCACCGGGAGGGCCCUGGAUGUCCUCCGCCAUGGGGACGGCCUCGCCGCCUUCACCGCUGCUGUUGGCCUCAUGUGCCUGGCCUCUGCCAGCAGCUCUCUGUUUGCCGGCUGCCGUGGUGGUCUCUCCACCUUCAUCAGGUUCCGCUCUGUUUUGCGCACCCGUGACCAGCUCUUCUCCAGCCUGGUGUACUGGGACCUCGCCUUCUUCCAGAAGACCACAGCAGCUGAGUUGGCCUCCCGUCUGACCACCGACGUGACGCUGGCAAGCAACGUGUUUACACUCAACAUCAACGUCAUGCUGAGGAACCUGGGGCAGGUGCUGGGGCUCUGUGCCUUCAUGCUGGGGCUGUCCCCACGCCUGACGAUGCUGGCGCUGCUCGAAGUGCCACUUGCCAUCGCAGCGAGGAAAGUCUACAACACCCGGCACCAGCUGCUGCAGCGGGCUGUGCUGGAUGCAGCGGCCGACGCUGGAGCGGCAGUGCAGGAGUCCAUCUCUUCCAUUGAGACAGUACGAGUCUUCAAUGGUGAGGAGGAGGAGGAGCACCGCUACAGGCAGGCACUGGACAAGACCCUGCAGCUGCGGGACCAGCGGGACACAGAGAAGGCCAUUUUUCUCCUCAUCCAGCGGGCGCUGCAGUUGGCCGUGCAGGCUCUGGUGCUGUACUGUGGGCACCAGCAGCUCCGCGAGGGGACCCUCACUGCUGGCAGCCUCGUCGCCUUCAUCCUCUACCAGACUAAGGCUGGCCGUUGUGUGCAGGCGCUGGCGUAUUCCUAUGGUGACCUUCUGAGCAACGCGGUGGCCGCCUGCAAGGUCUUCGAUUACCUGGACCAGGAGCGAGCUGUGGGCACUGGUGGCACCUACGUGCCCACCAAGCUGCAGGGCCACAUCACCUUCCAUCGCGUGUCCUUCGCCUAUCCCACUCGCCCCGAGUGCCUCGUACUGCAAGAUGUCACCUUUGAGCUGCGCCCUGGUGAGGUGACAGCGUUGGCAGGGCUGAAUGGCAGCGGGAAGAGCACCUGCGUGGCACUGCUGGAGAGAUUCUAUGAGCCCAGGGCUGGGGAGGUGCUGCUGGACGGGGUGCCGCUGCGGGACUAUGAGCACCGCUACCUGCACCGCCAGGUGGCACUGGUAGGGCAGGAACCCGUGCUUUUCUCUGGCUCCAUUCGGGAUAACAUUGCCUAUGGGAUGGAGGACUGCGAGGAGGAGGACAUCAUAGCAGCUGCGAGGGCCGCGGGCGCUUUGGAGUUCAUCUCUGCCCUGGAGCAAGGCUUCAGCACCGAUGUAGGGGAGAGAGGAGGGCAGCUGUCGGCGGGGCAGAAGCAGCGCAUCGCCAUCGCCCGCGCUUUGGUGCGGCGUCCCACCGUCCUCAUCCUCGAUGAAGCCACCAGCGCUCUGGAUGGGGACGGCGAUGCGGUGCUGCAGCAGUGGGUGCGGAACGGGGGGGACCGGACGGUGCUGCUCAUCACCCACCAACCAUGGAUGCUGGAGAAGGCUGACCGCGUUGUGGUGCUGGAGCACGGCACGGUGGCCGAGAUGGGGACACCCGCUGAGCUGAGGACCUGCGGUGGACCCUACAGCCGGCUGCUACAGCGCUGACAACCAUAGGGCAGCUGGAGUGGGAUGCGAUGGGAUGCGGGGAGCAGUGGCUGGCUCUGCUCCCGGCUGCAGGACGGGAAGCGUGGGGUGCUCUGGGAUUUGCAUGGAAUAAAGUGGAGAUGCUUUGUAGAGGA